AUGCGAGCCAAGCUGGAAGAAAUUACGAGCUGGUAUCAAUAUAGAAAAUAUUUCAAAAAAAGACUUGAUGACAUUUUACCUGAAAAUCAAAGAAAUGAUAAGAGAGCCAAUGAUUUAGCAAGUGGACAGAUUUAUGAUGAAAUGCUACAAUAUCUUUCAGCACAAUUAGAGAAGAUAAAAUUAAGCGAAUUAAAUCUUACAUCACACACUCAUACGACUGAACCUGUUUCCACCGAUUCAAUAUCAAAAACUGAAGCAUGUGAGAAAGCCAAGAAAACAUUACCAGAAACUAAAGUAAGUGAGGAAACUAAAAAAAAUUUCAUCGAAAAUCAUGCUAAUCAAACUAAUGCAGAG
Molecule: messenger RNA, 354 nt
Organism: Racocetra persica
Lineage: Eukaryota; Fungi; Glomeromycota; Glomeromycetes; Diversisporales; Gigasporaceae
Source: the annotation of a GenBank genome assembly